AUGGCCGGUCUCUUCAGACUAUGGCAUGAAAAACAUAAUUUACCAGCAGACCCAAAGCACAUCUCCUUCCAUGGGAAAGCCGUGCUCAUCACCGGCGCCACCUCCGGUUUGGGAUUCGAAGCAUCAAUCAAGUUCGUGCAACAGGGUGUCUCGUCACUAAUAAUCGGCAGCCGUGACCAGGAACGAGGCAAGAAAGCCAAAGAACGACUAGAGCAACUUACCGGCCGUUCUGUCGUACAAGUCUGGCCACUUGAUAUGAGCUCUUUCCACAGUGUAGUCGAAUUUGCAUCCCGAGUUGACCGCAACAUGCCAAAGCUGGAUGUGGCCAUCCUGAAUGCCGGCGUUAUGCAUCGGGAAUACACUCUCUCGCAGGACGGAUGGGAAGAUACGCUGCAGGUGAAUACGCUUUCAACGGCGUUGCUAGCGCUGUUGUUGCUGCCCAAACUUGAACAAUCUCUACCCGUACCGCGAUCAUCGACAUCAGCUUCAGGAGAGGCAUCUACACCCCAUCUCGUCAUUGUUUCCAGCGGUACGGCCGUGCGCAUCGCUGAAAAAGACCUCCCGCCAUCAACAUCCCGAGCUCCGCUAUUGAGCUAUUUGAACCAAUCCUCACAGACAAACGGACCCUCGGCACGAAAGAGAUACGCAAUAACAAAGCUACUAAUCGAAUAUGUAGCCCGGCAUAUCGCAAAGGAGCUCGCCCAGAACACAACCAGUACUGCCACGGCCACGGGUGGCAAUCUGAACGUGAUAGUAAACACUGUCAAACCGGGGUUAUGUGUUUCGUCGCUUGGACGGGAAUACACCAACAACAACAGCCGCUGGUAUGAAAGGUGGGCGCUUGGGUUGUUCAAUAAAUUAUUUGCGCGGCCAACAGAAGCUGGAAGUAGAGUUCUGGUUGGCGCAAGUGUGCAAGGGUAUGAGUCUCAUGGUAGGAUGUGGAAAGGGGAUAGGUAUUUGGAGUAUGUUAUUGCUUAA
Talaromyces atroroseus is the source of this 978-nucleotide messenger RNA. RefSeq lists its product as hypothetical. The transcript has a single exon. Bases 1 to 978 code for a protein of 325 amino acids. The record is from RefSeq and is a predicted model, not a curated record. NCBI's taxonomy places the organism in Eukaryota, Fungi, Ascomycota, Eurotiomycetes, Eurotiales, Trichocomaceae.